AUGAAUUUCUCAGACCAAAUUCAAUUGCUGAUUUGUUUCAUUUAUGGGUUGUUGAUUUCAUCAAUCUUGCUCGUUACUUUUGCUCAGCCUUUAAGAACAUUAUUGAAGUACGGAAAAAACCUGCAAGUAAGUGGUAACAAAUCGAGCAACCAAUUUGUCAAUUUUGUCGCCGUUAAAUUCGUGGUGCCGAAGCAGUGGUUUAAACAUUUCUACAUUUGUUUGUUCUCGUUAGCUACAGCAUCAUUUUUCUAUCCAUGUCAUGAGAAUACCAUAAAACCGGCUUCUGCAGCUUUCAAAAACAUCAAGAUUAUCCAGAUUUUACUUUGGUUACAAGGAGGUCGACGAUUAAUAGAAAGCUACGCAGUGACAAAGUUUUCUCCAAAAUCCACAAUGAACUUUAGCCAUUACAUUGUAGGGAUGGCGCACUAUAUUUUAAUCUCAACUGCUACAUAUUUUGGGCUAUGGGAAAGUUGCUCAGCAAGUACAGCACUAACCACAACUGACUAUAUCUUGAUAUUUGCUUAUGGAGUUGCUGUUGUACAGCAGUUUAAAGUGCACAAUUACUUGGCUAAUUUACGGAAAUACUCCUUACCGCAAUUCAAGGUUGUUGCAUCUCCACAUUACUUUUGGGAAAUUGUUAUCUAUACUGUGCUAUUCACUUUCAGCGUGAAGGAGAGGGUUAAUAUGAUAUCGGCAUCAUUUCUUGCAGCCUUGGCAUUUGUGAGCGUGAACUUGUCCAUUACUUCGCUCGAAACUUACAAAUUUUAUGUUCAAAAAUAUGGCCAUGAUUUCAAAUUGAGAUGGGCUAUACUACCGGGAAUUUUAUAA
Messenger RNA from Lodderomyces elongisporus, 828 nucleotides. RefSeq names its product putative polyprenol reductase (gene DFG10). Gene Ontology annotation, biological process: dolichol-linked oligosaccharide biosynthetic process; polyprenol catabolic process. The transcript has a single exon. Gene Ontology annotation, molecular function: 3-oxo-5-alpha-steroid 4-dehydrogenase activity. Gene Ontology annotation, cellular component: endoplasmic reticulum. NCBI's taxonomy places the organism in Eukaryota, Fungi, Ascomycota, Pichiomycetes, Serinales, Debaryomycetaceae. The coding region runs from base 1 to 828 and encodes 275 amino acids. The record is from RefSeq and is a predicted model, not a curated record.